Messenger RNA from Schizosaccharomyces cryophilus OY26, 771 nucleotides. RefSeq lists its product as uncharacterized. The record is from RefSeq and is a predicted model, not a curated record. Bases 442 to 666 code for a protein of 74 amino acids. NCBI's taxonomy places the organism in Eukaryota, Fungi, Ascomycota, Schizosaccharomycetes, Schizosaccharomycetales, Schizosaccharomycetaceae. The transcript has a single exon.
CUAAGCGCUCAUGAAGACAAUUCGUUUUACAGUGUCAUUUUCAGUAUAAUUCCAAAACCACAAGACGCAGAAACAGAUGCAAGAAAGAAUUGCAAACAAAAGAUAACCUCUUGCAAAUUUUUCGUUAGUCUGCUUUUUUCAAAGUCGGUCUAGUCUGAUUUGGUCUGACCUUAUACAUGCAAUGCUAUUCUCGACAUGCUGUAUCUUAAAAGCAUACCUAACCAAGUCGCUGGAAUACAUCCUAUAAUGGGGUUUCAUGUAAUAUGACCCAUUCAUCCUUUACAACACCCUUUCCUUGGAUCCUUGUUAUAUACUCAUUCCUUGUAAUGAACAAAGCGAAUUGGUAACUUAACUGCAAUCGUAUCCCAACCGAAAAGAAGAAAGAAGAGAGGAUAUCUCGAAUGUUCAACGAAGAAUGCCCCUUCUCAUCCCAAAUUUUAGAUGCUAAUUCCAACACAACUAAGAGCUAGAUCUUCCUUACUGUAUAGCACAGAAAGAAUUCGUUUCGUCUCCCUAGUUGAUUUUCUUCAGGGAAUGCUUGAAAUCCGUAAUUGUAUGAAUGUACAAGAAAUUAUACUUACACGUCUACAGUACGUCCGAUCUAAAAAAAUAUUCAGUGGAAAAACUGGAAUUUUGUUUGAAUAUUGCUCCAACUUAGAAAUAUAGCUACAGCACUCUCCUUACUUUAUAGUAUCAGAAAAGGAGUCAACUGUUGAUAGUCAGUCCUUCGAUAUUAUAAUUUAUCGUUGGUGCAUCUGCAGCGGUUAAAAC